Molecule: messenger RNA, 4176 nt
Organism: Globicephala melas (long-finned pilot whale)
Lineage: Eukaryota; Metazoa; Chordata; Mammalia; Artiodactyla; Delphinidae
Gene: SLCO2A1
Product: solute carrier organic anion transporter family member 2A1
Biological process (GO): transmembrane transport; prostaglandin transport; sodium-independent organic anion transport
Cellular component (GO): plasma membrane
Molecular function (GO): prostaglandin transmembrane transporter activity; protein binding
Source: RefSeq, a predicted model, not a curated record
AACGCCGCAACCGCCACUCGCCGGCCGCCCGCCGCAGCCCAGGCGUCCCGGCCCCGCUCGCCCGGCCUCCCGCCCCGGGCCCCGCGCUGCAGCCACCAUGGGGCUCCUACCCGAGCCCGGCGCGCGCCAGGGCAGCGGCGCCUCUGCGGGCCGAGCCGGCCGCUGUCCCCGCUCUAUCUUCAGCAACGUUAAGGUGUUCGUGCUGUGCCAUGGCCUGCUGCAGCUCUGCCAGCUCCUGUAUAGCGCCUACUUCAAGAGCAGCCUCACCACCAUUGAGAAGCGCUUUGGCCUCUCCAGUUCUUCCUCAGGUCUCAUUUCCAGCUUGAAUGAGAUCAGCAACGCCAUCCUCAUCAUCUUUGUCAGCUACUUUGGCAGCCGGGUGCACCGUCCGCGUCUGAUCGGCAUGGGGGGUCUCCUCCUGGCUUCGGGGGCCUUUGUCCUCACCCUCCCACACUUCCUCUCAGAACCUUACCAAUACACCAUGACCAGCAUGGGGAACAGCAGCCGUCUCCAGACUGAGCUCUGUCAGAAACACUGGCAGGGCCUGCCCCCCAGCAGGUGCCACAGCAGCACCCAGGACUCCCGGAAGGAGACCAGCAGCAUGUGGGGUCUGAUGGUGGUGGCCCAGCUGCUGGCAGGCAUCGGCACGGUGCCCAUCCAGCCGUUCGGGAUCUCCUAUGUGGACGACUUCUCGGAGCCCAACAACUCGCCCCUGUACAUCUCCAUCUUAUUUGCCAUCUCUGUAUUCGGACCGGCUUUCGGGUACCUGCUGGGCUCGGUCAUGCUGCAGAUCUUUGUGGACUACGGCAGAGUAGACACAGCUGCAGUUAACUUGAGCCCCGGAGACCCCCGAUGGAUAGGAGCCUGGUGGCUGGGCCUGCUCAUUUCCUCAGCCUGCCUGGUUGUUACCUCUUUCCCCUUUUUUUUCUUUCCUCGAGCAAUGCCCAGAGGAAUGGAGAGGACUCCCACCAUAGCAGAUGAGGCAAGGAAGAUGGAAGAGGCCAAGUCAAGAAGCUCCCUGGUGGAUUUCAUUAAACGGUUCCCCCGCAUCUUCCUGAGCCUCCUGAUGAGCCCGCUCUUCAUGCUGGUGGUCCUGGCCCAGUGCACCUUCUCCUCCGUCAUUGCCGGCCUCUCCACCUUCCUCAACAAGUUUCUGGAGAAGCAGUACGGCGCCUCCGCGGCCUAUGCCAACUUCCUCAUCGGUGCUGUGAACCUCCCUGCUGCGGCCUUGGGGAUGCUGUUUGGAGGAAUCCUCAUGAAGCGUUUUGUUUUCUCUCUGCAAACCAUUCCCCGUGUGGCUGCCACCAUCAUCACCAUCUCCAUGAUCCUCUGUGCCCCUCUGUUCUUCAUGGGCUGCUCCACACCAGUCGUGGCAGAGGUCAACCCCCGCAGCACAUCAAGUUCUAUACAUCCACAGCCUCCCGCCUGCCGCAGGGACUGCUCGUGCCCAGAUUCCAUCUUCCACCCGGUCUGUGGAGACGAUGGGGUUGAGUACCUCUCCCCUUGCCAUGCUGGCUGCAGUGAAAUCAACGUCAGCUCUAUAGUCUCCAAGCAACCGACCUACUCGAACUGCAGCUGCGUGAGAGGAGGAUCCGCUUCAGCAAAGACGGGCCCGUGCCCCAUCCCCUGCGCCCACUUCCUGCUCCCGGCCAUCUUCCUCAUCUCCUUUGUGGCGCUCAUAGCCUGCAUCUCCCACAACCCUCUCUACAUGAUGGUGCUGCGCGUGGUGAACCAGGAGGAAAAGUCAUUUGCCAUCGGAGUACAGUUCUUGCUGAUGCGUCUGCUGGCCUGGCUGCCGUCUCCAGCCCUCUACGGCCUCACCAUCGACUACUCCUGCAUCCGCUGGGGCGCGCAGUGCUCUGGAAGGCGAGGGGCCUGCAUCUACUACGACAACGACGCUCUCCGAGACAGGUACCUGGGCCUGCAGGUGGGCUACAAGGCUCUGGGCACGCUGCUGCUCCUCUACAUCAGCUGGCGGGUGAAGAAAAACAAGGAGUACAACGUGCAGGAGAAGGCCGCCAGCCUCAUCUGACGGGUGACCUCGGCCGCCGCUCUGCUCUCGAGAACGGACCCUGCCCCGCACCUGCCCACAUUUACUAACGUUAACACGGCAUCUCCUUUUCAUUUCUUAAAUAAGAGAGAAAACCCCACCAACAUUUGCCUUCCCUGUCCCCCCCUCCCAGAGCACCCCAGGGUCCCUUGGGGCUGCUGUGCACCUGGGCGAGGGGGGGCACAGAGCUGGUGGGCUGGGUCUUCCCUGGCCCCUUGGGAGGGGCCCCCAGAGGCCCAGGCUCAUCCUGCGCAGUAGGGAUGCUCACUGAGGCAGCUCUGCACCCCCAGCCCCGUAGUGGGUGGUUUCCCAGGCGGAGAGACCUCUGGGUAUCUGCCCAGAGGAAGAAGGGAGGGCUGAGCUCUUACUGGCCAGAACCAGGCUAGGGGAGGGGGAGGCUGGCUGCAGCCCCCUCUGCCUCCAGGUUCGGCACCAGCACAGAACCCAGGAGGGGCUGGCUCCCUUCCCCUCAGAUCCUCACUUCCUGCCCCGAGAGGCCACUUUGGAAGCUUCCCCGUUGGGAAGUACAGCCAGCUGUUCCCCUCUCAGUUACCCACGCUCAGGCGCCAGAGCUGGGACUGACACCCAAGGAUGGGCCAUCCAAAUGCCGUUCACGUUAACUCUAGGCCCUUCCGUACACGGGUCUGUGCAUGUUUAUCUCUGUCUUUCUGGGGGUAUAUCUCGAACUAAGAAUGCCACGCUGUGGUGAAGACCUGUGGCCGGCUGUGGAUAGCCGUGAUGCCCAGGCCCCACUCCACGGUGUGAGGACAGGACUCGUCAUCUCAGAGUGGUGGGAAGAACCCCUCCCCCACAAGCCUCCCCAGGCGCAGAUGAGGUGGCUUCACAUGGGCUCCCUCAUCUGGACUUUAGCCUGUGUGUCACGGAGUAAAGGGAGGCCAUCAGGGAUGUCUGCAAAACAGGUGAUGAAGCCCAGGGAAUGUCAAAAGCUGCCAGGCUGCUCGGCCAUCUGCAGCCCACAAAGUAGAGGCCCGAGAGGUUGACUCUCCUGGUCCUGAACACACUCAUCAGCAUUUUCUCAGCCUCUUCUCACCGCCUCCAGAGGGGUGAGCGCCUUCUCCGGACUUGGGCUGAGAGGCGCUGCUGCUGUGGGUGCAGGUUCAGAGUCAGAAACCAGCAAGGGAGGCCUUUCAUCCACAAGUAUUUUAUUUAUUGGAGACCGACCUUGUGCAAGGCGGCGCUGGCGCGUGGUUCUCCCGGAGCUUCCCCGCCCUCCAUCUACACUAAGGCCUCCUCCCAGAGUGGGCUCACUGGGCAGGGCUGGGACUGCACAAGCAAGAACCCGGAGACUGUCAACAAGACCUUGACCGUCCACGCCCCAUCGGACUGAGCCCGCUCCUGGCCUUUACCAAACAGGGAGCUGACUCGCCAUGCCCUCUGGAGCACUUGGACAUUGGUUGUGGCCACAUGCAGAUCUCUUGAGUGCCACUGCUCUUGGAAGACCCGUCCAGAAGCCACCUCCAGAAAGGCCUCAUAUGGUGGAAUGUCAACGGCCACACUGCCAUGGGACCGAAGUCUUUGUGAAAGCCACUGUCGCAGACAGCCUGAUUCCAAAGCCACCAGCUCUAUUUCCACAGAUCUCACUCUGGAAGGGAGGCUCUAUGCAACCUCAGGCCCUUAAAUGGCCUGCUUGGAAAAUGAUUCCCUGCAACUAACCCUGGUCCUUCUCGCUGCCAUUUAACCAAAUUCUGAAGGCACUAUCUUCAGCUGAGCUCAUGAAGAAUGAAUGCCAACCUUCAGAUUCUGGAAGAUGGUUGCCCUCCCAAGCCUUUUUUUCUAUUAUGAUAUUGCUAUUAAUAUAUUAUAAUUCUGCUGUUGAUAUAAUUUGGUCAUGAAUUUGUACUGUCAUGUAUAUUGGCUAGAGAGCAGACAGAACCUAUACCUUCUGGCCAGAGGAGCUGCCCCUGCCCCAACCCUUGGGGGCCCAAGGCCAUGGGGAUGGGAAGUGAUGCUACUCUAACCCAUCAUCCUGGUACAGAGCAGCAGCAGGUACCUCUUGUCCCUUCAGUGAAUCUCUGCAGGUGACUGUCAAGACCCCACAGUGCUGGGCUCUCAGGAGCCCUGAUCCCUGCCCUUGAGUUUAUAUGCAGAAGUGGGGUUGGACAUGG